Linum trigynum is the source of this 983-nucleotide messenger RNA. The record is from the annotation of a GenBank genome assembly. Lineage: Eukaryota; Viridiplantae; Streptophyta; Magnoliopsida; Malpighiales; Linaceae.
UACUUCGUUCUCAUUCACCUCAUCUUUAGUAAUCUCGUUACACAAUUCUCUUUGUUUCGUUCUAAAUAAUGGCACUUUGCCACAGAGAGGAAUUCUGGCUUGAUCCGAGUUACCCGCGCAUUUCUACUCAAGACGCUCUCGACGAAGCAUGGCGUUUGAUUGCAGAGGACGAGGAGGAAGAAGAAGGAGAAUCCAACGUUCAUGUCAACGUAGAUUCUGGUUCCUCCAAGAAUGAUGCUGCAAUACUUGCAAAAUCGAAGUCCAAAAUUCGCAGUGGCUUACAGAAGGUGGCGAAACAGCUCGUUUCGCCUGGUUCGGGUUUGGGUUUGGUUAGCUCUCUCUUGAGACUCGGGAGGUCAAGGAAAUCAAACAACAAUGGUGCUUCUUCUUCUUCAGGUUCUUCAUCUUCCGCAACUGAGUGUCCCCAGUCCUCUGCCUGUCAGGAGUUGGCUUCUGCAGACUACGUAGUUCCGCAUGAAACCAAGCGUUUGUUUCGUGAUUCUGCAGCUUCUGCAUCCAGCUCAUCGACAGGUACCUCUGAUGAAGCCAGCACUGAGGAAUCCUCAUUCGAAGCGGAUUCAUCAACUUCGUCAGUGGCUGCAGCACCUCCGGAAAAGACAGUUCGUCACACCGUCGUCUCCCCUCCUAUACAAGACUUCCUGACGAUGGAGCCCAACCUCCCCGUCGUCUUCUCCGUCGUUCCCAAAGUGGGCAAGGUGGAGCAGCGAUUCUUGGCUAGUUUCAUGAAGAGAAAGAAGGAACCCAAAAAGAGCACUCCAUUGCCAGUAGCGUUAUGUUUUCCAGUUCUAUGGCCUUAGCUAGAGAUAGAGGAAGCGCAUUGAAAUUUUGGUCAAUCCAAGUAGAUAUAGUUAGGUGUUACACAUACGUAAAUGUUUAUUUUCUCCCUCUAAUAUGGAUGAAUUGUUUAAUGCUUUCGCAGCAUUGUACAAUACGUAUUCUGGAAAUCAACGAGCAAAAUACAU